UAUGAUUUGAAGGCAAUACUUCUGACUUUUUGUGAGGAAAACGCAUGUAUGUCCAGUCACCUUUCUUGAGUGAUAGUUUGUCUACCCCAAUUAAUGCACCCCAGAGAAGCCUUUCUUCUUGUCCUCAUUCAUCAACACCUCCACCAUCAAGAACCCUUUCAUUCUCAGCUAUCUUCAAUUCAAAGCUCAAAUGGCUUCUCCAAUAUCCAAACAGCUAGGAGAUUUCCUCCAAGAACAGCAAGAGCCUUUCACAAUGGAGGAGUACCUUCAUGACAGAGGCUACCCCAGAAGCAAUAAUUCUGCCCAGUUCUUCAAAGGAUCAACAAGCUCUGCUACAAAAAAGAGAAGAAGAUCACUACUCCCAAGCUGUUCAAAGCUUGUGGGGGCUGUGUUUACCAGGAUUGUCCAAUCUGAGGCCAAUCGGAAAUUCAAGAAUUGUUGGAGUAAUAGAAAUAAUGGCCGUGUUGGUAAGCAGGAUUUAGCUGAGGAUGAUCAUUUAUCAUCUGCAAGUAGCUCUACUGUGUUCAAUUCUUGCUCGGAGAUUGAUGCAGAAGAAGAUGAUGAAGGCUGCAAAGUACGUGAAAAACAGGUUCUUGAAGACAGAAAGCAGCUCAGCCCUGUCUCAGUACUGGAAGAAACAGAAUCCUCAGAUGAUGAUGUCUCCCCGAUUCAUCAAAUACAAGAAACCUCAGACUCUCAAACAACAUUAGUGGGAAGGAGUGUCGCUUGUCAGUACGCUAGAAACAGAAAGGCCACACAACAAACAAAACAGCUGCUGUUUGACUGUGUGAGUGAGGUGGUUGAGAGCCACAGAAGAAGAGACCAGAGGGGCCAACAGAUGGGGAGAAUCUUGGAUCCUGAGCAACUGUGGAAGCUGAUAUGUGAGAAUAUAUGGGAGUGGAGCCAAGACCCCAUUGAUGAAACCAAUGUCAACCAACUGGUUCAUUUCGAGUUCUUGGAUUUUGAGGGAGAAUGGAGGGGGUUUCAGCAGUCACAGGAAAUUGGGGUGAUUAUUACUGAGAUUAUGUUGGAGGAUAUUAGAGAUGAGAUUGUUAGAGAUAUGGUUAUUUCUUUUAAUUAUAAAUAAACUGAGUAAUAUACAAACAACAUGUCAAGUUCUAAUUAUCUCUAUUUUCAUACUUUUAAUUUUCUAUGUUCUACUCUGGCA
Messenger RNA from Ipomoea nil (Japanese morning glory), 1168 nucleotides. RefSeq lists its product as uncharacterized. Lineage: Eukaryota; Viridiplantae; Streptophyta; Magnoliopsida; Solanales; Convolvulaceae. Bases 191 to 1087 code for a protein of 298 amino acids. The transcript has 3 exons. The record is from RefSeq and is a predicted model, not a curated record.